Habropoda laboriosa is the source of this 4207-nucleotide messenger RNA. RefSeq lists its product as uncharacterized. The annotation marks the transcript as partial. NCBI's taxonomy places the organism in Eukaryota, Metazoa, Arthropoda, Insecta, Hymenoptera, Apidae. The record is from RefSeq and is a predicted model, not a curated record. The transcript is spliced from 13 exons.
AUGGUGAAAGCCCCGACCAUGGGACCCUCCACCGGAACCCAGGGAAUCAGGAAGAUUCAUCCUGGGCCCGAAAUCGCGAUGAAUCCGAGGAAUCUGCCGACCGCGAACGCCACUACACUUCCCAGCAUCCGAACAGAUGGCAAGACUACCUCGAUGUAUCAUCCCCAGGUGGACGUCUCGACCCAGGUGGAUCUGCACGGCGGUUUCGGUGUGCCUGGUGGCGGCAUCAGCAUCGAUUGGGAUCGCAGGGCGACGCCGUUGUACUCGCGGGAGGACAUCAAGGAACAGUAUUGCAUAACCAGCCGACAAUUGGACGCCGUGGAGAAAUCAGGUGGUGGUUUCUUCGGUUGUCUGUCGACCAGAGGUCCGUCGCCUUGCAGCUCGACGAAAGCCUCGAUCCUGUCCGCGUGUGUCAGGAGCGUUCCAAGCGAUGAGAACCUCUGCGACGCGCCCUAUCCACGACGGCCCCUGCAGAUUAUGUAUCGUCAACCUUAUCCGACCUAUUCGAGGGGUCUGUCCCGCUACGACUUCGAGGACGAAGCUGACUGGAUCGAAAGUUCCUACUUCCGACGUAGACCCAGAUCAUUCUGCACUGUCCCCGACCCGAAAAGGUACACAUGGCUUCCAGAGGACGAGGAAUCGACGAAAUUGGAGGGUCCUCGUCCGGUACUGCCCCCAGCACCUCCGCCACCCACCUCUCAAGCCCCGAAACCGAAACACGUGAGCUUCGCGAGAUCGCAUACUCUUACAUCCUUUGACAUGCCGAAGAGUAGAAGCCCUCCGAGACCGCAGAAUCAGGAACGCCUUAUAGAUUCGCAGCCAACGAUGCAGAACGCCAUGCUUCCUUCGACCUUACCUCUGAUGCAUCCUUACAACGCCAGCGAACCUCGUGUUAUUGUCCUCGAGAAGCCACCGAAGCGCGGCGCGAUGAAAACCCAGGCGACCCAAACGGAGUUGCCGGCGAUGUUCCAAGGUCGCAUCCCCGUAACCCUCAGCCCCAGGACAAUACACCGCGUGAAGAUGGUCUCGCAGGGAGCGCAGACGAACGGCCUGUUGAACGGGAGGAAAUUGACGAAAAGCUACUCGGAGGCCGGCCAGCUGGGAACUCCUUUGGGCGGAGGACAGGCCGGCACGCCGAGCAAGGAGGAAACGGAACAUCACGAGCCACUUCACAGGACGCAGAGCGAGGAACCUCCGAGAUCACCCUUCCUCGUCCGUACACCACCACCUCAGGGACCAGCGAAAGAACCACUGACCAACGGGGACAUCUCAGACGUUAUCACGUGCAUUCCUGAAGAUCAACGAAGGUCCAUCGACAUGGACGACCAAGAGAUCCUCAUAGAUUUUAAGCCAGCGCCGGUGUCGCCGGUUGCGCGUGCCCUUCUAAACCGGAUGUCCCAGUCGACGCGGAGAUUUCUGCCGUUGCAGAAGACCCUCUCCGACGGUGAAAUUCGCGUGGAGAGGCGCGAGCUUAUUGGGGAAGCUGGUGAACCGAGUUACCCUCAUACGUGCCGGAGGAAUCAUCAGGACCCUUGGGACAGGACCGUUAGAGCACCCGUCCAAUUUUCCUCGACGCCCGAGGACCUGUCCUUGCUCAGGGUCGCGUCGCCCCAUGAGGAUCACCCUGAAGAGGAAUUUCACGAGAAUCUCAUCCGGCGGGGAUUUUUCCGGAAGAGGAGCGUGUCACUGGAGGACGGCGUGCAAGGCUUAGCCUCGGACGAUUUCAUGCUACCGAGAUCGCUUCCCACGUCCCCCACGUCGCCGACCGCAGCAUCAGCGCCACGAAGAACAUUACAAAGUCCUAAAGGCUAUUCGUCGCCGACACGUCCACUGCGGCAACCAGGGCAUGUUUAUCCUCUCCUCUUCAAUCGUGGACUCGGGAUUUCCGGUUUGAUCACUUCUCCGUUCGCAUCGAGCGAUUCGUUAACGAAUGACGUCACCAGGGACCAUAGCGACGGAAUUUGGAACGAGUCUCAAGCGACGGUCCUCCAGGCAGACUCGUUGUCCCUUUUGACACCGUCCUCGAGAAGAAGGCACCUUCUGCUUCUCCAGCAUCAACAGCGUUCCUCAAUGGACACCGAGGCUCUGGAAAUCGAGGAGACGAUGGAAUCGCGUCCAUCCAGUCCGAGAAUACGUCUCGAGCCAGCAACACCGGUGCAACCAUUAACACCGAGGCAAUUACUUCUCAGCGUCGAACCGUCCGUGACGCCGCUGAAUGGCAGGCCGAAGGGCGCGUUCCGUCGAGCGAGUCCUGGCCCGCCAUUGUCGCAACCGCAAUCGCAAUCGUCGAGCGAGUUCGGCCUGAGCCUCGCCAGAACGGACUCAGGCGGUCGGACGAACACAGACCUAUCCGAGACCUCAACCACCGAGGAUUACGUCACUGCCAACACCUCCACUGAGACUGGGACCACUACCGGCACUUCCGCAACGACCAGUUCCUGGUCGAGGCCUCCGCAAACCUCAAGCGCAGCGGCCUCGGCUUCGGCGACAGCCACUGCCGCGGAGGGAAGCUCCUUUGAAAGCGCCAGCUCAAUUUACAGCCUGGCUCGCAGCGAGGCUGUCGUUGAAGAGCCAUGCAGCCCACCACCGAUAUUGGAGGAAACGGAAAUUCCAUGUGGAUUGGAGGUACCUGCUUCACCAGCUAGGUCCACGAGCAGUAGUAGUUCGGGCAGUUACGACCUGAAAGAUGCAAUGACAGAUCCGGGUCACGAACUUGAGCAGCAAACUGCACCUCCAAGCGGACAUACCUCGGAGACCGAGCUAGAUCGUGACGAAGGUCACCGCUCCUCUUCCGGCGGCUACGCCGAGUCUCCUCCAGAUCUGCACGGCUGAAAAAAAAGACGAAGGAAGACCUUCACCCUGGAUUUCCUCGGAAGCACAACAGACAUCGAACGUAGCACAGAACUGUACGGAGACACUGCCGAGAUCAGUCCAACGCCGAGUCAUCGUUACCGACAGCGAGGAAAAUCGACGAGCGCCAAAAGUCCCCACAAAAAUAACAGAAAGCGCGAAGCUGCUCAACAAUCGACACAAGGUCAACAGCAGCAGCAGCAGCAACAACAACAGCAACAGCCGCAACAACAACCUAGUAGAAGCCCUCAGAAAGAGGAUUGGCGAGUGGAGCAAACUGAGGAUGGUGGCCAUGUACCAACGUCAGAUGAUUCCAGUUGCAGUCACCACUAUCACAUGCAUCAUCACCAUCAUCAUCAUGUGCAUCGCGAGGGCGCAGAUGGGAGACACCGGAGAACGAGGGAGAGCCCGAGGAGGAAGACCAUUGGUUACGUUUCCGCUAGGAGGAGGAGUAACGAGCACCGUCGUCCUGUUGCAAUUUAGGACAAGAACGCUGCCAUAACAGGCAGUCUACCACGAAGAAGAUCUCGCGCAGCGGAUGACAUUAUAAUGCAUUCGAGGCUGAGCCCGGGCCGUUAUCAACGUAGUCCAGGGCACAACGGACAACGGGCGAUGAUCGUCGAGUCACAGAGCCCGGAGGCGAGAUUAAAGGCUCUUUCAGCGGAAUCGUUGAGGUCCGUCAGUCCAGGAAGCGACAGUGUCUUCUAUAGCGAGGGCGCGGACCACUAUUUGACCAUCAGCGCUCUCGAUGUCCCUCAUUGUCACCACUGCGGCAGAGAGGUCUCGGAAGAGAUCGUUCGACCACCGGCAGGUUUCGCGGACUCCCCAGAGGGACACAGGUCCUCCUCGUCGAAGCACGUGCCUGGCCACCGUCUGUACAAGAAGUUCGACAAGAGGUAUCGAUCGGAGGAUCGCGGUGACAGGCGACAUCGUCGUAGCAGCGCUGGCAGAUCGGACGUCCGUGCGAAAUCGGAGGAAAGGGUGGCCUCCAGACGCGGAAGCAGAGGAUCCAUCGACGACACCGCCGCUGGCAGGAAGAGGCUUCACGCGAGGAGCACGGACGUCAGUUUGGAAAUUCUUACCGGUCGGGAGGACGAGGACAACUAUGUGGAGCCGUAUACGAGCAGCGAGUGGAUUUACAUCGGCGACCUCGAGGAGAGCCAUGUGUGGAAGAGGCCAGAUAGCAGGGACGGCGACUACGAGGUCCCGGAAAGUGUCGCUAAAGAGAGGAGAAGCUCUCAGGAGUCGACGGAGAGCGAGAGAAACUUUAGGAAGAAGUACCAGGCGGCGACACACAGGAUGGUGCAUCGAAAGAGCAGCGGCGAGAUGUAUAAAAGGAUACAGACCAAGUGUUUCG